GGCACCAUAUAUAGUUAAACAUACUGUCACCAGCUGAAUCAUUGUUUUGCUCACAAAUAUCAACAAUGUAAAGUUGGAUCACUGGAUUACUACUUCGCUACUUUUCUUAUAUAUUGUGGAAAUACAAUUGAAUAUAAUAGGCUAAAGGCUACCAUCUGUAUAACAGAACCAUGCCUGAAACAAGAAAGUUUGCCCAAGGUUUGAAACGGAAGGGAACGGCCACAAAGAGAAGGGAAAGUGCAACCCAAGCAAUGAGAGGAAGUGUCUAUUCAAGUUAUGAACCUAUGAAAACCGCGGCAUCGGAGCCGGUUGAUUAUGAAUCUUACAUUGUGAAACGACAAUCAGAGAUUCAACAUGACACAAUGAGGUCAUUGUUAUCUUUUCCUGCUGAUGAUGUCAUAUCCACAGUAAAACCCCGUGAAAGAAGAACAACCAUCGACACUGUCCCCCCCGAAGCUACCAAGGAAGCAUCCGGUCUGUUUGUUAAAGAGUGCAUUAAAACCUACACAUCCAACUGGAGCCUCAUCGAGCAUAAAUACGAGGCUUAUGCAUCUGAUUAUUUACACCUGCCUAGAGGAGAUGGUAGUGAACCACUCCUGCAAGAACAAGUAUUUGAAUUAGAUGAGGAACCCGACAUAGAUGAUGACAUCGCUUCGUCGCAUAAGGAAGGGGUUACCAAGCUUGGAUGGUUGUAUAAAGCACCUGCAUAUGGAGUGUCGGGGUUGUCUAUAAGGUCCUUCAAGAGAAGAUACUUCCACCUCAAACAACUUCCCGACAACUCCUACAUACUUAACUUCUACAAGGACGAGAAGAUAAGUAAAGAUCCGAAAGGAGCGAUCUACCUCGACUCAUGUAUUGGUGCCCAUGUGGUGAGUCUGACAAGCAAAGCUCGUAAACACGCAUUCGAGGUCCGCAUGCAAGACCAAUCUAGCCACUUGUUGGCAGCAGACACUGAAUCGGAGGCGAAUGAUUGGAUCGCGACCAUCAACCUGGCGCUGCAAAGCAGUAUAGAGGCUCAUGUUAGUCAAACAUUGAAGAAUGAGCACGAUAAGAACGGAGAUGAAUGCGGGCUGGAGAACCCGAAAAGUAGCAUGCACCCGGAGUUGGUGAAAUAUGCCAGAGAAACCGACCAGAAGAACUCACUUGCGAGGAAGGAGGGACGACAGAAUGUCAUCAAACUGUAUCCCGACUUCCAGGAUAGAUACAAUAAACCAAAACAUGGCAAGGCACCAUCCACCCAUGUUGAACCACCAGCCAUACUCAAGUCAUCCGUACAUCGCGUGUUGGUGGAUUGUAAAAGUAUCAGUUUCACUUUAAGGGGGGUUGUAAUUGAUGGAGCUGAUGAACCAGUUACUAAUGUCGAACCUUUCUUUGUCACCCUUGCAUUAUACGAUGCACAAGCGGGGAAGAAGAUAUCUGCGGAUCUGCAUGUUGAUUUGAACCACCCACUUGUGAGGAGGAUGGUACCUAAUAGACAAGCCAGCCAUAUUAAGAGAAGUUCCACAGUUAGUGUUGAAACCAGGACAGGAGAACCAAACCUACAGGUGGUGGAUAAGGAAUGGGUGGCCCAUCCUAAGAAGGGCAUAUUCUCGGUCACCAACCCCCACAAUGAGAUCUUCAUAGUAGCAAAGAUAGAGAAAGUUUUACAAGGAAGCAUCAAGUCUUGUACACAACCUUACAUGAAGUCCGAUGGCGAUAAUCAUAAAGUGGCCGCUAAGGUAUUGAAACAUGCUAAGUCUGCAUGUCAGAGGUUGGGGCAAUAUCGCAUGCCAUUUGCUUGGACAGCCAAACCACUAUUCGACAACGACAAAGGCCACAUCAGCAACACGACGUUUGAAUACGUUUACCGACAAGAAUCAAACAAACUCGCGCAAGAAGAUUUACUAAAGUUUCUGUCAGACUUUAAAAAGCCGGAAAAGUUAAGCAAGUUGGAAUACAUUGAAUGUGAAUUACAACUUGGAAUCGAUUCCGUUCCCACAGAUCUACCAAAUAUCCUUACAUCAUCAUACAUCCCUGUGAAACCAUAUGCACCUAUGACAUCAUCAAACCAAUCUAUGACAUCACAAGAGCCAGUGUUAGAGGUUGAUGAGUUCUUACCAACAUCUGCAAGCGAACAACACAUUAAUAUGGAACAUACGAACCAUUGUUAUGUUUAUCCUAAGUUUCUCAAUUAUGAUAAUCAAAAGACAUUUGCUAAAGCACGAAACAUCGCAGUUGUAGCCGAGUUCCGCGAUUCCGACGCUGAAGGCACCAAGCCACUCCAAUCCUUCUACAAACCCCCAGGCAUGGCGGGGGUCGGCCCCUUCACAACCCACGUGUCGGCAGCUGUGUUGCACCAUAAUGAAAAACCCGAGUUUUAUGAAGAGUGGAAGCUCUCCCUCCCCACCCAACUACAUCAUGGCCAUCAUAUUCUAUUCUCAUUCUACCACGUAGUUGUCGAUACCAACGCCAAGAAGAAGGAAUCCAACCAACUUGAAGUUGGAUAUGCGUGGUUGCCACUUUUAACAAAGGAUGGUAGAGUAGGCUGUGGUGAGCACCUUAUACCAGUAGCGGGUGUUUUACAACCGGGAUAUCUUUCACUUCAUGAGCAACUAGCACUUGGCAGAGUGGGCCGCCGUCGAGUGCCCACGUGACCACCAGGUUAUAUAGGCCGGUAUAUGAAGCACCUCUCCAACCGGUGUGAGGAUGAUAAAUAUUUUCAAACCCAACAUUCCAAACCUUAGAGUGGAAGUUGUGGUUUACGUCAUAUCCCAGUGCUGCCAGAUAUAUUUCAAUCCAGUGUUUCCAGAUUAAUUCUUUAAAUUC
Molecule: messenger RNA, 2805 nt
Organism: Ciona intestinalis (vase tunicate)
Lineage: Eukaryota; Metazoa; Chordata; Ascidiacea; Phlebobranchia; Cionidae
Source: RefSeq, a predicted model, not a curated record